This is a messenger RNA of Pipistrellus kuhlii (Kuhl's pipistrelle), 3799 nucleotides long. It is a transcript of the gene DIPK1C, whose product is annotated as divergent protein kinase domain 1C. Bases 745 to 1989 code for a protein of 414 amino acids. The transcript has 4 exons. NCBI's taxonomy places the organism in Eukaryota, Metazoa, Chordata, Mammalia, Chiroptera, Vespertilionidae. The record is from RefSeq and is a predicted model, not a curated record.
UAGACACGUUUAUUGAGUGCUUUCUCCUUGCCAAGGGGAAGCAGAAAUGUUUAGUGCUGCACUUUUUCUCCUGGAAAGGACACCCUGGAGUUUUUGGCAGCCUGGGCAGAGGGGUGGGGGACCCAGGAUUCAGGAUGCUGCCUGGGAAAAGUCCGCGACAGACAGUGGCCGCAGCAUGACAAACUGUCCGAGGCCCAGGACUCUACGCAGGCUCAGGGUCUCACCUGUGGAGAGCCUCUCAAGUCGGGGUGAUGUAGGGGAGGGAGGAAUCUAACAGAGGCAAAUGGGGGAGGGGACAGAGAGCAACUGGGGGUCUAGAUUUGGGACACUGAGUUGCCGCCCAGAGGAGAAGGGGAGGUGGGAGGGUUUUGUUUGAAUUGAAGAUGGGUUGGCCAAGGAGCCAGGAGUCUAGACCCGGGAGUUUGAAUCUGCGCGGAUUCUGUUUAAGAGGAGAGCUGAUCUGGGGGGAAAAGUGCAAAAAAAAAAAAAAAAAAAAAAAAAAAGCGGAAAGGGUGUCUGGGUGCUGCGGUGGAGCAUGCACUGACCAGGGAACGGCCAGCGCACGCCCCCUUCCCCAGUGCUCCAGCGGACACCCUCAUCCGCCCCAGGACUUGCUGGGCAGGGGAUCCAGCCGCGGGGCCUCCCCUCCCUGCUCGUGGCCUCUCCCCCGCGUCCCCUCCCCCGCUGAGCCGGCGGCAGUGGAGCCGCGACAGGAGCGCAGGGCACAGCUGUGGCGCGCUGGCCAUGGCGCGGGCUGCGGGCGCGCGGGGCCAGCCGGGGGGGUGCGGGCGGUGCGGGCGGCGCUGGAGGUGCGGGAGGCGCGCGCUGGCUGCCUGUGUGGCCUGGACCGCGAUCUGGGUGCUGGCGGCCGCGCUGCUGCUCCGCGCGCACCCCGGGGUCCUCUCGGAGCGCUGCACGGACGAGAAGAGCCGGCGCAUCCUGGCCGCGCUGUGCCGGGAUUACCAGGGCGGGGCGCUGGCAGGCGACCUCUGCGAGGACCUGUGCGUGGCCGGGAGGCUGCGGUACCGGCACUGCCUGUACUACGAGAGGGGCAAGAAGGUGCUGCAGGCGGACUGGCGAGGCCACCCCAUCAUCCUCAAGUCCAAGGAGGAGGCCUUCUCCAGCUUCCGGCCACCUGGCCUGAUGGAGGACCAAGCUGAGGACGGGGGCCAGGGCUUCCCGGAGGCAGAGCUGCUCCUGCUGGUGGCAGGGGAGGUCAAGAGCGCCCUGGGCCUGGAGCUGGCGGCUGGCAGUCUGGGGCGGCUGUGGCCUGGGCACCGGGGCACACGCUGGCGGGGCCAGCUGGCCAGCCUCUGGUCACUGGCACAACAGGAGGAGUUUGUGCUGCUCAGCAUGCUGCACGGCCUCAGCCCACACGCCCCGCCGCUGCUAGGGUCCUGCGGCCACUUCUACGCUGUGGAGUACCUGGCAGCAGGCAGCCCCCACCACAGGGCUCUCUUCCCCGUGGAUGGGGCCUCGCGGAGCCAGGCCCAGGCCAUCGGCGACAUGGCCCUCAGCUUCCUGGACCUGGUGAGACAUUUCGACAAUGACUUCUCCCACCGCCUCCACCUCUGCGAUGUCAAGCCUGAGAACUUUGCCAUCAGGAGGGACUUCACGGUCGUGGCUAUCGAUGUGGACAUGGCUUUUUUUGAACCUAAAAUGAGGGAAAUCCUCGAGCAGAAUUGCACGGGAGAUGAAGACUGCAAUUUCUUUGACUGUUUCUCAAAGUGCGAUCUCAGAGUCCACAAGUGUGGUGCGCAGAGAGUCAACAACAACCUGCAGGUGGUCUGUGACAAAAUAUUCCGACACUGGUUCUCCUCGACUCUCCAGAGCCCUGCCAUUUCCUUCCAGCUCCAGCGGCAGCUGCGGGAGGCUGUGCAGGAGUGUGCAGACCCAGGUGGCCCCCAGAGAGCUGCCUCCACCAUGUUCUGGAGGCUUCAGCGCCUCCUCCGAGCUGUGCUGAGGGAACUGCGGGAGGCGGAGAAGUAGCCUUUCAAAUGCUCGCUCAGGAGAGGUGACUGACCUCUGCGUGGUUUUAAAGAGGAGACAUUGUCACUAUGCAAAUGAUGGUCUCUGAGACACUGUGGCUCCCAAAGAGUGAGGUCAAUGAACACCUUCUCCACCAUGCAUCCACUGUUGUGGUGUGCGUGUCCUUCUGUCCUGUCCUGGCUCGAUUCCUUGGAGAGACAAUCCUGGCCUCUGACCGUCACUUUUUGGAAGGCGAUAUGAGGGAGGUGGACACAGAGCUUUUUGCUGUUGGAGGGCCCUCACUUCGAAACAGCACAAAUGCCAACGUGCAAUUGCUCUCGAGAAAGUGCUCAUCGUCAGAACAGAUGUUUCCAGCUGUUCUCGCUGCAAAUGGUUGUCGGGUAAAGACGUGCACAUGUGUACAUAGUUGUGUGUACGUGUGUGUACACACAUGUGAGCACACAUGCCUAAGUGAGCAGGUGAGUGUGGACAAGUGAGAGUAAACAGGAGAGUGUGUGAGGUGCGUGUGCUGUGGGACGGGGGAAGGUGGUCUCUCCAGUGCGUCCUGUGGGACCGCUGGCCUAGCUAGCCAAGGAAGUCUCCUUUCCUUUGGAAUGAAACAAUAAAAUCAGCAGUUGUUUUGUUAGGCAGUGCGGUUUGUGUUGGAGUGUGUGAGAGAGACCUCAUAUUAGUUGUGAGGGCCCCGUGGACGCUGUGGGCUGUUUCAGGGAGCUCCUUGCCUCUCCGUCUGUCCUCCCGGUGCAGUCCAUCCUCCCGGGGAGGCACUUUCACAGUGACAAACCCCACACUAUUUGUCUGUGCCUUGCCCACCCUUUCAGAUUCAGGCCAAGGGGAACAGCCUGCUUGUGUUGUUUGCACACAUUUUCCUAGGUUGGCACCUCGGCCGGCUCGGUGCGGUGACAUGUGAGGCGGAGAACAAGCUAAGGCCCGGCAGCUCUAAGUUCCGUGGCUCCUGAGCGGCGUCUGAAGGCCCGCGGUCACCUGCUAGGCCGCUCAUCACUCCCUUGCACUGUCUCACACGAAUGAAGUUCGUGAAGGACCCCUCUCCUCAUAAACAUGAACACCUCCCUCUGCAUCGGCGCUCCCUGCGGGAAGCAGGACGCCUGGCCGUCACUUUGUGGCAGAAGAAAAUGAACACCAACGUUUGAUUCCAGAGAGAAGAGAAUGGCCUUUGCCUCGGAGGGGAAGCGAGGCUCUUUGGUGCUGGGGUCUCAGGGAACCAGCCCUCUGGUUGGGGUCUCUGUGAGCCAGAGGUUUCCAUGCACACGGUGUGCAGCAGAGGGCGAGGAGGGAGGGCAGCGGGCUUCGGGGUAUGUUGGCUUUGGCACUGUGAGGGCGGAGCGUCUCAGGUGGGUUGACGGGGUUGAGAGCCGCCCUGAGUGCUGGCCCGGAGCUCCCUGGCCAGGCAGGAGGUCUGUCCGGAAAGGGAAGAGGUUUGCUCUCAUUUUGACCCGAAUGGAAACAUGUUUUUGUUUAUCAUGGAAACUAUGCAAUAUGUACUCACCCAACACAAUAGUGUUUUUAUUGUUGAAAAAGUUUUAUCCCCUUCCCCUUGCGUUUGACUUCUCGCCACGCCCUCCACCUCUCUCUGUCUCACACACACCCACACACACUCACAUCCUUUUCCCAUCCCGCCUGCGGAACUGCAUUUACAGCAGUGUUCCUUGAACUAUCCGUGGUAAAGUUUCACUUUUAUUUUUUUAUUUUUUUAUUUUUAGUUUUAGUUUUCAGUCCCUUGCAAAAUAAAACUUUUAUAUAAUACAAUAAACACACAAGGUUGUGUCAGUAUUUAAUAUUGUUAAUGUGACAA